Molecule: messenger RNA, 1144 nt
Organism: Nyctereutes procyonoides (raccoon dog)
Lineage: Eukaryota; Metazoa; Chordata; Mammalia; Carnivora; Canidae
Gene: MB
Product: myoglobin
Exons: 3
Coding region: 142-606 (154 amino acids)
Biological process (GO): oxygen transport
Cellular component (GO): extracellular exosome
Molecular function (GO): heme binding; oxygen binding
Source: RefSeq, a predicted model, not a curated record
GCGAGCCGUCAAGUGAUCUGUGUCAAGCUUCAGGGAAAGUAUAAAAUCCCUUUGGGGCCAGGCGAUCUCAAACCCCAGCUGUCAAAGCCAGGACGCCGAGUCAGCCCGGACUUGCUCUUUUUGUCUUCUUCAGCCUGUACCAUGGGGCUCAGCGACGGGGAAUGGCAGUUGGUGCUGAACAUCUGGGGGAAGGUGGAGACUGACCUGGUGGGCCAUGGGCAGGAGGUCCUCAUCAGGCUCUUUAAGAACCACCCCGAGACCCUGGAUAAGUUCGACAAAUUCAAGCACCUGAAGACAGAGGAUGAGAUGAAGGGCUCCGAGGACCUGAAGAAGCAUGGCAACACCGUGCUCACCGCCCUGGGGGGCAUCCUUAAGAAGAAGGGGCAUCACGAGGCCGAGCUGAAGCCCCUGGCCCAGUCACAUGCCACCAAGCACAAGAUCCCCGUCAAGUACCUGGAGUUCAUCUCAGAUGCCAUCAUCCAGGUCCUGAAGAGCAAGCAUUCCGGGGACUUCCACGCCGACACCGAGGCGGCCAUGAAAAAGGCCCUGGAGCUGUUCCGGAAUGACAUCGCCGCCAAGUACAAGGAGCUGGGGUUCCAGGGCUAAGCCCCUGCACGCUGUCGCCCCCACCCACGUGGGCCCCGGGGCCCCAGGGGCGGGCGGGCCUGAUCUCUUGUAGCCGUGUAGACUUUGCUUCUGAGUGUCCGCUUUGUUGAUGAGAAGUGGGCGGGAGAGGCUGUGCAGGGUGGCUUCGCGGGCCUGGGGCCUGGGCCCCUUGUGGAGGGUCACCGCCACGGGGACCGGGAGGAGUGUGGCCCUUUGCUCACUGUGGCCCACAGAGUUCUGGUCACACUUCUCCUCUCUCCUAAACUCCAGCCCAAUCCCUCCAACCUCCUCAAACUCAACCACACCUUCACCCUCCCCUCUGAUCCCAAAUCCAAGCCAUAAACCAAGGCCCGGCCAUAAGAACGCUCUGAUCCAUCACUGCCCCCCAGUGUCCAUCUGUAAUGAAAGAGACGUCUGGACAGAGUGGGCCAGCCACCCCCCAGCCCGAGGGAGGCGACGUGGAUCUGGAACAUAAGUGUGCCUUUUCUCAGCGAAUGGAGUGACUCACCUGGUUUUAAUAAAAGACCCUGCAACAUCA